UUCCCACCCUUACCACAACUCUGUGUAGGAAUAAUGCCACUGACGACCAGCUCCAAACAGGGACGUAUCUCUGAUUCUGAACAGGCUCUUCUUUCCUCCACAUCUACCUUACUUAACGUGUCUCCUGGCUGCUUUCCGAAAGCCUCGCCAAUUUCAGUCCUAGGAGAUUCGUUGCUUCCUCAAUGCCAUAGUUCAGCAACCGGAUACUUAUGCCCACCGGUCGCAAGAUCUAAUUUUUCUGAUACUACCGCCACCCGCACCGUUGCCAUAGGCCCCAAAGAGGGCUCUGUCAAAGAUGAUGAUGAGGAGAUGGUUCAGUUGGCUGGAUCAUUGAGCAACACUCUUGGCUUGUUAGGUGACAUCCAGUCUGCUGGCGGAAUGCAAGCCCCUCAUGACGAUACUAAAGAGUCAGAAUCAAUUGUUGGAUGCCUUCGACAAUUGCGGCAUAGGAACGAUUCGCGUUCCAGUCAGGAAUCGGGCACAAGUGGAAGCGUCAGCACAGUUUCCAAAUACUGCUUCGAAUCUAGACUCCAAUCGGCCUCUCGAUCAGAGCCAACGGAAGAGGAUUGUCUGGGUGUAUUUAAUAUGCAUCAGGAUGCCGACGCUACGGAAGCAUUGAGUGAUCAACCGAGUCCUAUCCUUGUUGAGUGGAUGCGACGUCGCCUCUAUUAUUUCUUUAUGUCGCCUGUCGAGAAGUUCAAGACCAAACGCCGCCUGCCUUAUACGUUGAUAAUACAGCUCUUAAAGAUUUUGAUAAUCACAAUUCAGGUGUGUACAUUUUUACAGCAUCUUUAA
Messenger RNA from Protopolystoma xenopodis, 795 nucleotides. The record is from the annotation of a GenBank genome assembly. Lineage: Eukaryota; Metazoa; Platyhelminthes; Monogenea; Polystomatidea; Polystomatidae.